Gossypium raimondii (Peruvian cotton) is the source of this 1876-nucleotide messenger RNA. Its product is annotated as probable beta-1,3-galactosyltransferase 2. Bases 338 to 1555 code for a protein of 405 amino acids. Gene Ontology annotation, cellular component: Golgi membrane. Gene Ontology annotation, molecular function: hexosyltransferase activity. The transcript is spliced from 11 exons. NCBI's taxonomy places the organism in Eukaryota, Viridiplantae, Streptophyta, Magnoliopsida, Malvales, Malvaceae. The record is from RefSeq and is a predicted model, not a curated record.
AGUAGUGGGUCGUCUCUCACUUGUGUUCAACGUCCCUUGCCUGCAAGCAAUGUUAGACCUCUCUUUUUGAGGCUUUGACACACAGAAUCUAUACACAGAAACAAACCAACAACAAAAAAAAAAGAAAGGAAUAAAAAUAGCAAUUCAUAAUAAAACAGAGUUCUCUGUUUCUGUUUCUUUCUCUUCUUCUGAAAAAAAGUUGGAGCUCAUUUUCUGCAACUGUCGUUUUGAUUCGGCUCAAGCUUCUUCUGUUUUUUUUUCCAUAUGGGUUUUUUGCUUCUUUGAUUGCUAGUGUUGGAGAAAUAGAGGGGAUUUUAGGUUGGGAAGUUUCGAAAAUAUGUCUUUUAAAAGCAAAACAGAGCAGUCUAGUAGGAGUUUUGUUUCAAAGAAAUGGACUUUUCUUCUUUGUUUGAGCUGCUUCUGUGCUGGAAUUCUCUUCACCAAUAGGAUGGUGGCUGUUCCUGAAUCUAAAGCUAUCAUGCGGACAACCGCCGUAGAAGCUGAAAAAUUAAAACUCAUUUCUGAGGGUUGUAACCUAAAAGCUAAAGGAGAAAAGCAUGUAUCAAAGGACAUCAUUGGGGAGGUUUUCAAGACUCACCAUGCUAUACAGACAUUGGAUAAGACUAUUUCCAACUUAGAGAUGGAAUUAGCUGCUGCAAGGGCGGCACAAGAAUCUUUACACGGUGGUUCUCCGUUAUCCGAAGAUGUGAGUAGAGUUGGAUCAUCUAGGAAGAGAAAGUAUCUGAUGGUUAUCGGAAUUAAUACGGCUUUCAGCAGCAGGAAAAGAAGAGACUCAGUUCGUGCUACAUGGAUGCCACAAGGUGAAAAGAGGAAGAAAUUGGAGGAUGAAAAAGGCAUUAUUGUUCGCUUUGUUAUUGGCCAUAGUGCUACAUCGGGUGGUAUUUUGGACCGAGCAAUUGAAGCAGAGGAUAAGAAGCAUGGAGACUUCUUGAGGCUGCAGGACCAUGUUGAAGGUUACCUUGAAUUGUCUGCAAAGACCAAGAUAUAUUUUGCUACUUCUGUUGCUUUGUGGGAUGCAGAUUUUUAUGUUAAAGUCGAUGACGAUGUCCAUGUAAAUAUAGCAACACUUGGAGAAACUCUAGUUAGACACCGAAAGAAUCCUCGUGUAUAUAUUGGAUGCAUGAAAUCUGGUCCCGUCCUCUCUCAAAAAGGAGUUAGAUACCAUGAACCCGAGCACUGGAAAUUCGGCGAGACAGGAAACAAAUAUUUCCGGCAUGCUACUGGACAGUUGUAUGCCAUUUCAAAAGAUUUGGCCUCAUAUAUAUCAAUAAACCAACACGUUCUACAUAAGUAUGCUAAUGAGGAUGUUUCACUGGGAUCUUGGUUUAUUGGACUUGAUGUGGAACAUGUUGAUGAUCGGAGAUUAUGUUGUGGCACGCCACCUGAUUGUGAAUGGAAAGCUCAAGCUGGCAACAUCUGCGUUGCUUCCUUUGAUUGGACUUGCAGCGGAAUUUGCCGGUCUGCUGAUAGGAUUAAAGAGGUUCAUCGGCGGUGUGGGGAAGGUGAGAAUGCUCUGUGGAGUGCUACUUUCUAAUCUGCCGCUUUCAUGUGCUUCCUAACUUAGGAAGACAAUAUGGUGGAGCGUUGAGCAUGCGCAAGCAGACGUUCAAAAUCUUCUUUUUCGUAGUCUAAUGAGUACAUAAAAUGUUAUAUCUAGAGAGAGCGCAUUGAAACGGGGCCUUUGCGAUUUUACUGUGGAAGGUUAUUGUCACUGUCACUGUCACCGUAGCAGCCCUAAAUGAAAGCGGCUGUCAUCACUCACCACCCACUCAUUCUUUCGGACAUGAAAGCCUACUUGUAAGUUAAAGUUCCAUAAAAAGCUCAUAAUAAAGAAGAAAAUAUUUUUUUUGGGUAA